AUGAUUAACAAUAAUAAUAAUAAGACAGAUAUGAAUCCCUGUAUGGUAUCCGAAGAGCUGUAUUUCAUACAACUCUUAUCAUCGAUACUAUUGUUUGCCAUAAUAUUAAUCACAUUCAUUGGCAAUGUUUUGGUGAUAACAGCGGUCACCACAACACCUAACCUACGGAUCGCAUUCAAUUACCUGAUCCUAUCGCUCAGCAUCGCUAACCUGUUGAUGAGUGUGGUGUCAAUGCCGGUGACCGCGUAUCAAGAAGUUGUACAUUUGAAUACAUGGUCAUUUGGAAAGACCGUAUGCGUUGUACAUCAUGUGAUUACAUAUUCCCUGGGAAUCGCCUCAUUCUUCCACAUCUUCUUCAUAGCCAUCGAUAGGUAUCUCUCGGUCUCGAGGGUUGACUACUCGGCGAACCGUAGUCUAAGGCCUACGCUGGCAAUGAUCGCCAUAUCGUGGAUAUUAUCUGUGGCACAGGGUGUGAAAUUAAUGGUCAAUUACGGUAAUACUGAUCUGUUUUUUGUGGAGAGCAUAGGCGCCAUUAAUGAGUUGUAUUUCAUACAACUCUUAUCAUCAAUACUAUUGUUUGCCAUAAUAUUCAUCACAAUAAUCGGCAAUCUAUUGGUCAUACUGUCGGUCAUCAAAACACCUAAACUGCAGAUCAGACCCAAUUACCUGAUCCUAUCGCUCAGCAUCACUGACUUGUUAGCGGGUAUGGUGUCAAUGCCGGUGACCGCCUAUCUAGAAGUGGUAUACCUGGGCGACUGGCUUAUGGGAAACGCCAUGUGUCACAUCCAUAUGUUGAUCGCUCACGUCCUGUCCAUCUCCUCAUUUCUCCACAUCUUCUUCAUAGCCAUCGAUAGGUAUCUCUCGGUCUCAAGGGUUGAGUACUCGACAAACCGGAGCCUAAGGCCGGCGUGGGUUAUGAUUGCCAUUUCGUGGACAUUAGCGGUGAUGAAAGGUAUGGGCCGUUCGUUGAGCCAUAUUAACAGCGAUUUAUUGUACGUGGAGAGUAUGGACGCACAACUAUGCGCCUAUUCGGACGACCCGGAUUAUUGGGUGCUCGGCACCGUGGUUAUAGCCAUGACAUUGUCCGUGAAAUCGUGUGAAUUUCGUAACAAAACCCAAACUAAUAGUCAAAAACAAAAGCCAACGAAUCGGGAGAUGAAUCGGGAGAUUCAAGUGGCCAAACGCUCCGUAACGGUUGCCCUGGCGUUUACCGCCUGUUAUCUACCCUAUUGGUUAAUGUGUCUCACUGCAGAUAUUAACAAGCUGGAUUAUAAAACGGUGUAUUAUGACCGACCGUAUGGCCACUUGAAAUUCACGAUUCAGCGCCCGAUCCUAUAA
This is a messenger RNA of Medioppia subpectinata, 1338 nucleotides long. The record is from the annotation of a GenBank genome assembly. Lineage: Eukaryota; Metazoa; Arthropoda; Arachnida; Sarcoptiformes; Oppiidae.